This is a messenger RNA of Lactuca saligna, 562 nucleotides long. The record is from the annotation of a GenBank genome assembly. Lineage: Eukaryota; Viridiplantae; Streptophyta; Magnoliopsida; Asterales; Asteraceae.
AUGUUCUUCGGCCGUUGCUUUAACCGAAGUCCGUCACCACCUUUGUGGCCAUCAACGACACUGAUUCCUCCGACUAUCCCAAUGUCAUUACAAACCAUCAGUGAUUGCCUCAGCUGCCCGCCAUUUCAUGCCAUCACUAUCGUCGGACGCUACCAGCUAAAAGUCAUAACCACCACCACAAGGUGGUGGCCGCCGCCGUUGACCACCACUACCCAAGGUGGGUUAAUUGGGCUCCAAUCAAAUUUAAUUGCUUUGUUUGGAAGAUGUUGCUUAAUAUGGUUCCACUACUCCAAAUAUGAGAUCAAAGGUUCUUGGCUGAUAUUUGGGAUUGGUUUGGUGGUGGGUGUGGGUUGCUUCCUAUUAUCCCGAUAAAUAAAGAAUACUUGCUUAUGGCUUUGAUAGCCACCGAUCUCGAAAAGAAAAUGAGAAAGUCAUGUUGGUUCUGCUUUAUUCAGUGAUCUGGAUCAUUUGUAAGGCUUGCAACAAAGUGUUUUUUUCACAUAAAGCAAUGUUCUUUCCUAAAGACAACAUAUGCUACCUAGGUGACUUCAUUUAAUUCGAC